UUUAGUUGGUUAUGGUCAUUCGACAAAAGAUCAAGGUAACAAAUGGUGUUCUCGAGGCGAAUGAUCAGAACUAGCUGUCUAUCUCAAUCUGGAUAAUUUGUUUUCUUCAACGUCUUGAAAUGGAAGACCUGCGACCUUAUGUUCAUUAUUAUUUGUUGUCGACUGCACUGUACACUUUCCUUUAUUACCUCGUUGCUGAAAGAUUGCUACCGAAGUUGAUUCCGGCCUAUAGCAAGCUGACAGUGGAUCAAACUAAAGAAUGGGUGUCGAACACCGCUUCAAUAGUGACAUCACUGAUAUGCGCAGUGGGAACAGUUAUGGGUCUGGGUAUGCAGCUGGAGGGGAAUGUGAAGUUCACUAUUCUACAGGUGCUAGUGACUGCCAUGACUGGCUAUUGGGUAUCUGACACCAUCUUCAGGAUGAACAAUCUGCACGUACUAAAGAACAGACGUUUUCAGUACUUCUUAGUGUUUCACCAUUUAUUGGGAAUCAUUGCAAUUCAGAUAGCAGUGCUGCACCGCGAAAUGAUGGAUGCGAAGCUGGUCUUUAUCCUGAUGGAGGUGGGCAGUCUGUUCAUCAAUGUGCGCUUCUGUCUGCUGGACCUGAACUUCGACAGGAGCCACCCAGUGUACGAGAGGGUGUCCCACUGCAUGAUAGCCACCUUCUUCCUCACCAGACUCCUCCCCGUGCCAUACAUGUACCACGAAGGGUAUAAAUGUGUAUGGCUGGUAGAAACAUGCAGUGCUGCAUGCAGACCCUUCAUCACGUUCAAUUCUGUCCUAUACACCAUCUUCACUAUUUUAAAUUGCUACUGGUUCUACGUCAUGGUCAUAGGACUGGUCAAACACAAUAUGCUCAAAACAAUCAUCGGAAGUGAAACAACUGAAGCUGCACAGAAGUGCACACAGAAGAACGAUGGUAGUAUAGACGAUCUUGUAACAGAUAGUAGACAAACAGCCGACAUUGCUAACAGCGUAAACAACCAUACUAACAGAUCCUCUGAAACAACACAACAGUGUAUGGGUUUCAAGAACUUGGAGGAUGGAAUUCAAUUUAGAGACAACUCAGAUUCGAUUUUUUCGGUAGAAAAUCAGCCAAUCACGGUGAAAAGGGUGGCAGCCAAUCAGAUUCGCGAUCGAGUAGCGCUAGAAAGCAACGGAGUUGAAAAUAUUUCGGUUGACAAAAACGGCAACAGUUAUUUGAUAGAGGAUCAACUGAAACACAGAAAUCCUGGUAGGGCGUACGCAUAUUAUGAAUAAGUGAAGUUGCUCUGUCGCAAUUUUCUUCCAAAUGAGAAAAAAUACCUGUGGUUUUUGGCGAAAAAGCAGGAGUUGAAAUGAAAAUGAACAUUAAUUGAAUGAUUUUGACCUCAUUAUGAUUCUUUUUACAGUAGUUUGUACCGAGCUAAUUAAUGAAAAGUAAUUUGACCUGGCGCUUUGAAUUAACGUGCAAUGCAUGCUUGUUCUGUAUGCCUAAAAUUAUAUCAUCUCUUGUGCAGUCAAUUGUGUCCGAAUUCUCUCGUCCUGUCUCGUCUCAUAGCGAGUGUCGUUCUUGGAAUUCUCCUGCCAAAAUUUGUUUGCUGCGUUGCGUAUUAGAUGCGUACUCUUGUGCAUUCUCUAUAUUUAUAGCAAUUCAGCAUAAUUUAUAAUGACUGAUGUUUAUCAGAUUGGAUCAUUUAGCUAUCAGGAUGUUAAUUUUCCACUUUAUUUAUUCUUAGUUAAGCGAGAAACAAGCUAAUUGAGAAAGUGUCUCAGCAUGAAAAUGAUAAUCCACAGCGUAGAUUUUGCAGGGUAGCAGUAUUGUGAGCUAGUAAUUUGAAAUAAUUCAGCCGUGGUGACAUUGACAAGUUUCAUUAGAUAGGGUCUAUAUUUGGUUUUAUUACUUGAACACCAUUCAUAUUACUUUAGCUAGAAAACGUCCCGGGGCGGAAUCCGGAGUCUGAGAUUACUAGACAGCGAUAAAUUGUUUUUGAAGAAGGCUUUGCUCCGUACUUAUUUAAAGGUUGAACAUUUUUUUGAAAUGAACUUAUUUCUAUGAACUUACCAAAACAAAAAUUCACUGAGUAUUCAGGAAGUUUUGUCAAUGUCACGAAAUGUUGCACCAAGUAUCAAAAUGUUCAUCAAUAUAUGCUGUCAUUGUAUCCUUAGUUGGUUUCAUAGAUUGAAACACAUGAAGUUAAGCAGUUACUUGUUAAACUUCACCUCUGCAGAUUUCGCUGAUAACGUUGAGAGCACUAGUUCUAGUGGAUUUUUUGGAAUUGUAUUGUAGAUUUAGCAUAGAUUUAUUAGAAAAUAGCUGGACUGGCAACCAUAAUUGAAUGGUUUUCUCACCAGAUUUUAUUGCUAAGACUUUUUUUUGCAAAAAGCGUUCUUAUUUCGGAUGCCCUUACCAAUUGCAGAUGAUAAUUACUUGAUUUCAUUUAGAAGUAUUGCAAAAGUGAUAUUUAAUUGAGUUUAAAUGAUAUUUGAUUAAAUAAAGAAACUUUUUUCA
Symsagittifera roscoffensis is the source of this 2490-nucleotide messenger RNA. RefSeq lists its product as uncharacterized. Bases 120 to 1259 code for a protein of 379 amino acids. The record is from RefSeq and is a predicted model, not a curated record. Gene Ontology annotation, cellular component: membrane; endoplasmic reticulum. The transcript has 5 exons. Gene Ontology annotation, biological process: lipid homeostasis. NCBI's taxonomy places the organism in Eukaryota, Metazoa, Xenacoelomorpha, Acoela, Convolutidae.